Messenger RNA from Camellia sinensis, 1011 nucleotides. Lineage: Eukaryota; Viridiplantae; Streptophyta; Magnoliopsida; Ericales; Theaceae. The record is from RefSeq and is a predicted model, not a curated record.
AUGUUUCUCAUGUUCAUCACAUUGAUCCAUCUCAGAACACUUCCCAAUGCUGCUGCCAUUUUUAGCAUCUUUGGUGGAAAUGAGACUGAUCAUCUUGCACUGUUGGCUUUCAAGUCAAAGAUCAUUCGUGAUCCUCAGGGAGUAAUGAACUCCUGGAGCAACUCUCUCCAUUUCUGUGAAUGGGAAGGUGUUUCCUGUGGCCAUCGACACAGGAGAGUCACUGCCAUAGACCUUGAGUCCAGUGGCAUAGAAAUUCCAGCCAACCUCUCACACUCCUCCAGCCAGAUGUUCCUCGGUUUGGCUAACAAUGACCUUGUAGGCACAGUUCCCCGGGAGCUCAGUUUCCUGUCAAAGCUCAAGCAUCUUGUUAUUCAGAAGAACAAUUUAACAGGAGGGAUCCCAUCUUUCCUCGUGAACCUGACAGCUCUGGAGGUUAUAUCUGCAGCCCAAAAUGCUUUCGGUGGAAGUACCCCAGAUGAAUUGGGUCAACCGAGAAACACUAGUUAUUUUGCAUUGGGUGAGAACAACCUAUCUGGUUGGAAUAGUUUGUUCGGAUCCCUCCCUUCAGAGGUUGGCAACCUAAAGAAUUUGGCUGAACUGGAUAUCUCUGAGAAUAAAUUGUUUGGUAGAGUUCCAAGUACCGUUGGGAGCUGCACUAGUCUUCAAAACCUAUCCUUGGAGGGUAACUUCCUUCAAGGGUCUACUCCUGCAUCAUUGAGCUCCUUAAGAGCAACUGAUGGGUUUUCUUCAGAAAAUUUGAUUGGUGUGGGUGGUUUUGGAUCUGUGUACAAGGGAAUCCUUGAUCAAGAUGGAUCAGUUGUCGCUGUCAAAGUAUUUAACCUACAAUCUCAAGGAGCCUCAAAGAGUUUCUUGGCAGAGUGUGAAACCUUAAGAAAUAUUCAACAUAGGAAACUCAUAAAGAUCAUAACCGCUUGCUCAACUAUUGAUUUUCAAGGUGAGGAUUUUAAAGCUCUAGUGUAUGAGUUCAUGCCAAAUGGGAGUCUCAAGUAG